Messenger RNA from Schistocerca gregaria, 2705 nucleotides. RefSeq names its product pyruvate dehydrogenase E1 component subunit beta, mitochondrial (gene Pdhb). Gene Ontology annotation, molecular function: pyruvate dehydrogenase (acetyl-transferring) activity. The coding region runs from base 744 to 1814 and encodes 356 amino acids. The transcript has 9 exons. Lineage: Eukaryota; Metazoa; Arthropoda; Insecta; Orthoptera; Acrididae. Gene Ontology annotation, biological process: pyruvate decarboxylation to acetyl-CoA. The record is from RefSeq and is a predicted model, not a curated record.
AUAGCUUUGUAACAUCAUCUCUUGAAUAGUGCAGUCGAGAAAUUCAAAUCUUUAUUAGUUAUACCUGUUGUUGUGAAUCGUAACGUCACUGUAAACCUCGUGUCGUAUUACGUUAGGAGCUGUGAGCUUCGAUGAAUAAUUAUAUGUUAUUAUCUCCAUUCUCAAAUAAUUCCAGCCGUCUUCCCUUUCGCCGUGCAACUAGCUUAAUAAAUGAAAGGGGGGAAAGCUGCUAUCGUUUAACGUGACGGUGUCUUCACCUUUAAGAUCUUUCUUUGCGCCUCUGACGCUUUUCUUUUCUUCUCUUUUCUUUUAUUUUUCUUUUUUGCAAAAACACGUAGCGAACACUGAUCACAGAAGUAUUUCGUACACUUAGAAUUAGCGUCCUAAACUGAAAAUAAAAUAUUAUUUGAGAGAGCUUAGCCACUUAAUUAUUUGCUAGGUUGGCAGCCAGUAGAUUGAUAAUGCAUAGUUUUCUGUGUGGAUAUUUCUUCAAGUCGUUACAUUGACAUUUUAACUGUGCAGAUAUGAGCACAGACAAGUUGUAGCGUGUUUGCUGGUCGUAUAUCUUUGCUAUAAGCUCUCAUGUGGUAGGGGCGUGAUCGUAUUGUAUUGUGGUUGGAUGAGGUAAAGUGAGGGGGAGGGAGUCGAGGAUACAUAGGCUACUGACUUUUUUUUAAGUAGUUGUGUCUUACGCCCUUGGUUUAACCUGAAGUUGUAGGUUAGGUUGCAGACGUUGAGAAAUAAUGACAACCAAGAUGUUGCUGCCAGCCGCAAGAAUUGCAACGAGAAGGCUAUUGUCAACGUCUGCAGCCGCAAGUGCUCAACAAAUGACUGUUCGUGAUGCACUGAAUUCUGCACUUGAUGAAGAGAUGGCGAGAGAUGAAAGAGUAUUUAUUCUUGGUGAAGAAGUUGCACUUUAUGAUGGAGCAUACAAAGUGUCUAGAGGUCUUUGGAAAAAGUAUGGUGACAAGAGAGUUAUUGACACACCAAUCACAGAAAUGGGCUUUGCUGGACUCGCCGUGGGAGCAGCAAUGGCGGGUUUGCGGCCUAUAUGUGAAUUCAUGACAUUUAAUUUCUCCAUGCAAGCAAUUGACCAGGUUAUAAACUCUGCUGCCAAGACAUUUUAUAUGUCUGCUGGUUCGGUGAAUGUACCAAUAGUUUUCCGAGGACCUAAUGGUGCUGCAGCUGGAGUAGCAGCUCAACAUUCCCAAUGUUUUGGUGCGUGGUACAGCCACUGUCCAGGACUGAAGGUGGUCUCGCCCUACUCGUCAGAAGAUGCAAAAGGACUCCUUAAGGCUGCUAUCAGGGAUCCAGAUCCUGUAGUUUGUUUAGAAAAUGAAAUAUUAUAUGGUGUUCAGUUUCCUAUGAGCGAUGAAGCUCUUUCAAAUGAUUUCCUUAUUCCAAUUGGCAAAGCAAAAAUAGAGCGACAAGGAAAGCAUGUGACUAUAGUUGCACACUCUAAGGCAGUCGAGUUGUGCCUGCAUGCAGCAUCACAACUUGCUGGUGAAGGAAUAGAAGCAGAAGUAAUAAAUCUGCGGUCAUUGCGCCCUCUCGAUGAAGAAACCAUUGUCAAAUCGGUAGUUAAAACUAACCAUCUUAUUAGUGUCGAACAAGGAUGGCCCCAAUGUGGAAUUGGUUCUGAAAUCUCUGCCAGGAUUAUGGAAAGUGAAGCCUUUUAUCAUCUGGAUUCUCCAGUAAUCCGUGUAACUGGAGUUGAUACACCUAUGCCAUACUGUAAGACGUUAGAAGAACAUGCUCUACCACAGUCGAAAGAUGUUGUCGAUGCAGUAAAAAAAGUUUUGGGUGUAAAGUAACUGGUGAAGCUGGGGACAUAAGCAGUGUGACGUGCGUAAAUUAUUGAAUUCCGUGUGAAAUGAUGAACAUUUGUUAUAUAGUUUGUUAAAAAUUUUAUUGUUUGUUGUCUCAUUUGUUUGUUGUAAAUGUGAAGUGAUUCACACAGUGUGGCUGCAGUUACAGAGAAAUUUGUUGUCGCUUAAAUUAAGUCUACCUCAUAGGCAGCAAAUGAACACUUGAUAUUAUGUAGACAAAUUUUUCACAUGAUUCCUGUGUAAUUUUUUUUUACUCGGAUGAGCAAAACAGCUGCAGAACAAGAGUUAAACUUGUUAGUGUUGUCACUGCAAGUUCAGGUGCGGCUUGAAAAUUGUAAUGUUUUGGAUGGAAAGACAUGCAUAGUAGUUGGUGAGAAUAGGUAUCAUUAGAGAUUAAUUUUAUGAUAUUAUUUUGAAUCUUCACUGGCUACUGAUGUGAUUCAAAAGUGUGUUUUGCUCAUGAAUAAAUACAUAAAACUGGACUAUAUCAUGGUGUAGUUGUGUGGGAUUUAGGUUGUGUAUUAAAUGAAAACCUUACCAAACAAAAAUACUACAGUGCUUACAAUCUUAAAAGAAAUACCAUUCCAUUCUCAGUGUGCCAGCACAGAUGACAAAGUUUAAAAAAUUUUCAUUUGAAGCAUGCAAACCAGCUGCACUCAUAACUUCAUCCUUUGCAAUACAUGCUGGAGAGAAUUUUAUGCAUUGGUUAUUACUCAGAGGCAGUUCCAUUGUGUGAAAAAGAAAUGUGCUACAGUUCACCAUUGAGGAAUAUCUCAGUUUAUUGUGAUCCAUCACUACUAGCAUAUAGAGUGUAAGGAAAAUGAAUCUCUUUCCCUCCCCCUCUCUCGCGGAGAGGGGGGGGGGGGGGGGCAGAAG